AAUUCAUAACAGAAGUUAUCUCAGGACACUUUUCAAAUAGAGCAGGUCUAGACCGAACUCUUUAUAACAUAUACAUAUACUAAUAUCAAUACACUCAGUGAGUGAUUUGAUAAUGAGGUCAGACUGCUGUUGUGGGCGUCCCCUUGAAUUGAAAGGGUUAAAAGAAGCAGAAUCAGUGUCCCAGCUCAGUUGGUGGGUCGCAGUGUGGCUUCAACGGGUGAGCAGAUCAAUGUUAGGAUUCAUCACAACUUUGACUUUAACUAAGGAAGUUUGAAGUAUUUGUGACAUUUGUUUUCAAUCAGUUGAAUCUGACUGGUGUUCAUACACUGAGGUGUGUUUAUAUAUUAUUGAUGUUUUCUUUCACAUCAGAAAUGUAAACUUGUUAAACUUUCACACAGUUGUGAGAAAAUGUUGGAUACAGUAGUUACUGUGAUAUGUAAAUCCACUGAACAGUGUUGAUAAUUGCUUUAAGAACCAAAAGGAGGAUGAUGUUAAAUGCCACAAAGGUUUCAUAUUUCACACUUGGUGCCUACUUUGACACUGGAACCUUUAAAUACUUAUAUUUCUUGAUUGUUCUUACUUUUUAUAUUUUAAUUGUUUGUGCCAAUCUUUUGCUCAUUGUGAUUAUCUGUAUGAACAGAAGCUUACAUGAACCUAUGUACAUAUUUCUGUGCAGCCUGUUUGUAAAUGAACUGUAUGGUAGUACAGGGUUGUUUCCAAUGCUUCUGGUUCAGAUUCUCUCUGACAUUCACACUGUUUCUGCUUCAUUUUGUUUCCUGCAGAUUUACUGUUUGUACUCGUAUGGAGGUGUAGAAUUUUUGACCUUAGCCGUCAUGUCUUAUGACAGAUAUCUUGCUAUCUGUUAUCCUCUACAAUAUAACACACGUAUGACAUUUAACAAGAUUGCUAUCCUUACUGCUGUAAUAUGGUUCUACCCUUUUCUUAUCAAUACUCUCAUAGUGGCUGGUUUGACUCUCCCUUUACAGCUGUGUGGGAACAUCAUUAACAAAGUGUACUGUGACAACUAUUAUGUUGUCAAAUUGGCAUGUUCUGACACAACAGUUAAUAACAUCUUUGGACUUUGUCACAUGUUUACAGUAAUCUUUGGUCUCAUAAUUCUAAUUAUUUACACUUACAUAAGGAUCCUUAAAGUUUGUUUUUCUGGUUCCAAACAGACCAGACAGAAAGCUGUCAGUACCUGCACACCUCACCUUGUUUCUCUGCUCAACUUUUCUUGUGGCUGUUUCUUUGAAAUAGUGCAGAGCAGGUUUAUUAUAAACAAUUUACCCAACAUUUUGCGCAUUUUUUUGUCUUUAUACUGGCUGACAUGCCAACCACUCUUUAACCCUUUAUUGUAUGGACUGAAAAUGUCCAAAAUACGCAUUGCAUAUAAAUGUUUACUCUUUGGAGAAAAAAAUUAAUACAAAUGUCUUAUAUGUAUGUUAUAUGUUAACAGAUUUGCAACAGAAUAAAAAUAAAUACAUUAAAUAAAUGA
Dicentrarchus labrax (European seabass) is the source of this 1495-nucleotide messenger RNA. Its product is annotated as olfactory receptor 4D1-like. Gene Ontology annotation, molecular function: olfactory receptor activity; G protein-coupled receptor activity. Gene Ontology annotation, cellular component: membrane. Gene Ontology annotation, biological process: G protein-coupled receptor signaling pathway. The coding region runs from base 486 to 1421 and encodes 311 amino acids. The transcript has a single exon. The record is from RefSeq and is a predicted model, not a curated record. NCBI's taxonomy places the organism in Eukaryota, Metazoa, Chordata, Actinopteri, Moronidae.